Molecule: messenger RNA, 723 nt
Organism: Nematolebias whitei (Rio pearlfish)
Lineage: Eukaryota; Metazoa; Chordata; Actinopteri; Cyprinodontiformes; Rivulidae
Product: protein arginine N-methyltransferase 1
Cellular component (GO): nucleus
Molecular function (GO): protein-arginine N-methyltransferase activity
Source: RefSeq, a predicted model, not a curated record
AGAGACCUCGAUUUCGCUGUAGACGUGGACUUCAGGGGCCAGCUGUGCGACAUGUCAAAGACGUUGGAGUACAGAAUGCGUUAGAAGCCCCUCCUCUUUGUGCUGGUGUUCAUUAGGACAGAAUACGGUUUAACUGGGGGGGUGUUCUAGUGAAAUGCUCCCUCACAGCAACAUUUUAGUCAUGUUUUCUUAUUCCGUCAUUAACAGUAUUUAAAAACCUUUCCACAUCUGAGUUGAACCUGUGCUCAUUCCUGUGUCUACUCUCAACAUCUGGCUCAAGCGUGGCCCAGCUGUUGGUCUCUGUGUCUGUCAGCACGUGGUUCAGGUUUGUUACAACUAAAGAUGAACUGUUUCCUCCUUGAACCGUCCAAAAGCAGGCAGCUGCAAGUUGGACUCACCCACCCAGCAGUUUUGGACCAGGCAGUAACGUGUGAGCUCCCACUGCAUCUCAACCCACGUUUCCACAUUGGUUUGAAUGUUUUACAAAGUAGUCUUAUUAGAAAUGAAAGUGUAACAUUCUAUGAGCAGAGCUGUUAGCUGUGAUUUGGGACGUGGUGCUGAAGAGUUCUGCACGGAUCUAAAUCUGACCCAAAGUCUAGACUGAUCUAAGUUCUGGUCCCAGCUCGUUCCCUAGAUGGAUCUGGAUUCAUCAUGUCUAAGAGAGAUAGAGGUGGAAAUGGCAAAAAAUAAAUGAUUUAUGAUACUUUUCUUUUGUAAUGUUGU